Messenger RNA from Sorex fumeus (smoky shrew), 1021 nucleotides. It is a transcript of the gene CUNH9orf78, whose product is annotated as chromosome unknown C9orf78 homolog. Lineage: Eukaryota; Metazoa; Chordata; Mammalia; Eulipotyphla; Soricidae. Gene Ontology annotation, biological process: mRNA splicing, via spliceosome. Gene Ontology annotation, cellular component: spliceosomal complex. The transcript has 9 exons. Bases 22 to 891 code for a protein of 289 amino acids. The record is from RefSeq and is a predicted model, not a curated record.
GCUGGGGCCGGCGCCGCCGACAUGCCGGUCAUCGGGAAGAGUUUCCGCCGCCGGCGGGCCGACUCGGAGUCGGAGGAGGACGAGCAGGACUCAGAGGAGGUCCGAUUAAAACUGGAAGAAACCCGAGAGGUGCAGAAUUUGAGGAGGAGACCCAAUGGGGUGAGUGCCGUGGCCCUGCUCGUGGGGGAGAAGGUCCAGGAAGAGACCACUCUAGUGGACGACCCCUUCCAGAUGAAGACGGGCGGCAUGGUGGACAUGAAGAAGCUCAAGGAGAGGAGCAAAGAGAAGAUCAGUGAAGAGGAAGACCUGCACCUCGGGACGUCGUUCUCCGCGGAGACCAACCGCCGGGACGAGGACGCGGACAUGAUGAAGUACAUCGAGACGGAGCUGAAGAGGAGGAAGGGGGUCGUGGAGCAGGAGGAGCAGAAGGUGAAGCCACGCAACGCCGAGGACUGUCUGUACGAGCUGCCGGAGAACAUCCGCGUGGCCUCAGCCAAGAAGACGGAGGAGAUGCUGUCCAACCAGAUGCUCAGCGGCAUCCCCGAGGUGGACCUGGGCAUCGACGCCAAGAUCAAGAACAUCAUUUCCACGGAAGACGCCAAGGCGCGGCUGCUGGCCGAGCAGCAGAACAAGAAGAAGGACAGCGAGACGUCCUUCGUGCCCACCAACAUGGCCGUGAACUACGUGCAGCAUAACCGAUUUUAUCAUGAGGAGCUCAACGCCCCCAUCCGGAGGAACAAGGAGGAACCCAAGGCUCGGCCCUUGAGGGUGGGCGACACGGAGCGGCCAGAGCCAGAGCGGUCCCCCCCGAACCGCAAGCGGCCUGCCAACGAGAAGGCCACGGACGACUAUCACUACGAGAAGUUCAAGAAGAUGAACAGGCGCUACUGACCGACACUCCAGGGGCGCGGGCCGGAGGGGAGGUCAGGGCGGCCGCCGUCCCUGCCCCCAUGGUGGACAUUGCCCAGGGCAGGAGCCCGGGCCAGCCAUCCCCAAGGCCCGGCCAUUGCGGCCACCUGCU